Colletes gigas is the source of this 791-nucleotide messenger RNA. It is a transcript of the gene zetaCOP, whose product is annotated as coatomer subunit zeta-1. Gene Ontology annotation, biological process: intracellular protein transport; intra-Golgi vesicle-mediated transport; retrograde vesicle-mediated transport, Golgi to endoplasmic reticulum. Gene Ontology annotation, cellular component: COPI vesicle coat. The transcript is spliced from 5 exons. Bases 100 to 705 code for a protein of 201 amino acids. Lineage: Eukaryota; Metazoa; Arthropoda; Insecta; Hymenoptera; Colletidae. The record is from RefSeq and is a predicted model, not a curated record.
UAAUGUGCGUCUUACGUUUUUUUUAUACAGACUUGAUAGUAAAAUACGCCUCGUAAUAAUAUAUACUUGAUGUAAAUAUUGUCUCGUGCAAUUGUAAUCAUGAAUCGUGGUGGAUCAUCGAAAGUUGUUCAACAUAACCUCUCUCCGAUGCUUCAGAGUGACCAGGAUCGCGAUUUUCUGCAACGCGAACCAACGCUCUAUACUGUCAAGGGUAUGGCCAUCCUUGACAACGAUGGUAACAGAAUAUUAGCCAAAUAUUAUGACAAGAACGUGUUUUCUACGUCGAAGGAGCAGAAAGCAUUCGAAAAGAAUCUUUUUAAUAAGACGCAUAGAGCAAACGCAGAAAUUAUUAUGCUAGAUGGUUUAACCUGUGUUUAUAGAAGUAAUGUCGACUUGUUUUUUUAUGUUAUGGGAAGUUCUCAUGAAAACGAGCUUAUCUUAAUGAGCGUCUUAAAUUGCUUGUACGACUCGGUUAGUCAAAUUUUAAGAAAGAACGUCGAGAAAAGAGCUGUUUUGGAUAGCCUAGAUAUAGUUAUGUUAGCCAUGGAUGAAAUCUGUGAUGGAGGGAUUAUUCUCGAUGCCGAUGCUUCCAGUGUUGUUCAGAGGGUAGCAUUGCGAACUGAUGAUAUUCCACUCGGAGAGCAGACAGUUGCACAGGUUCUGCAAUCGGCGAAGGAACAACUAAAAUGGUCUUUAUUGAAAUAAGUAUUAUACAUAGAAAUCGUAUUAAAUAUUUUAUAAAACUUGCACUAUCUUAAGUGUAAAUGUAAACAUUUCUGGAAUACUGAUCA